This is a messenger RNA of Teleopsis dalmanni, 4367 nucleotides long. Its product is annotated as putative mediator of RNA polymerase II transcription subunit 26. NCBI's taxonomy places the organism in Eukaryota, Metazoa, Arthropoda, Insecta, Diptera, Diopsidae. The record is from RefSeq and is a predicted model, not a curated record.
AUUCUUAAAUGUGGCUUAAGCAAUAAUAUUUUUGUGUAUUGUUAUAAAUUUUACGAUUUCAGUAUUCAUUUUGGUGUGAUGUUCACUUAUCAAUCUUAUUUAUUUCCGUUUCAUAUUAAAAUGAUAAUAUUCUUUUUGGCGUCGUGAAGGCUGGUAGCAUAAUGUAUCGGAAAGUAAUGUCGGCAUCCUUGGAUGAUUUUCCAGAAGUUAUUAAAAAAAAACAGUCUAAUGUUAAAAAAGAACUUGAAAAAAAGAAAAAAAUUGACAUGGUGAAUAAAAUAAAGUCAGAGAAAAAAAUGUCUAGGUCUAAGGUACACUAUGUGUCAAAGUACGAUUACGAAGCCAAAUUGGCUAAAAAAUAUAAUAUAUCUUGUGAUUUGGAAAAAGACAAUAUCGAUAGUUGUGGAAAUGCAAAAAUCAAACCAGUUAAUAAAGUUUCUGAGUAUGAAGGACAAAAAUUAAUUAAGACACAACAACAACAACCUGAGAUACUGUGUAUAUCUGACAAAGCAGCAACAAAAGAAAUUGUAUCGAACGCUAAUGAUGAUGAAACAGACGAACAAAAAUGUGAAGAGAUCAUCCCACAAAAGGAACAGAUAUGCAAAUUAGAAACUAUUAUCAGUAAUGCGCAUUCAAAUAAGUCGUUUCAGUUACAACCGGGCUCGGGGUCACAUUCUGUGGUUUUUAAAUAUAAUGAAAAAACAAAAGAAUUAUAUAGUUUAAAAGUUGCAAAGGGAUCUAAUUCUGCCAACUGCAAUAAUCUUUCAGAAGAAAGCAGGGAAUCACCUGAUAUGACAAUAAAAGAGCAAGAUAUUAUUCAAAAUAAAAAGUUUUCGCACAUUAAAAUCUUCCAAUCUCAGGAUAAUGAAGUUGGAAUGGAUAUAAAUAGCGAUAUCAAUAUGCAACUAGAAAGUGGAUUUAAUCCAAAGAGUUCAACAAGCAUUGGAAGAACAACAAGUGACAACAACAUACAACACUUAUCUUCCCGUUGCUUUGCUAUACCAAGUUCUUUCACGCCUAUUGCUGAAACAUCUAACCCAGUCUCAAAGAAAACAGACACUAAUAGGUUAUAUCUCGAUGAAAUUGAAAAACAAAAACUUACAAUUUUAAAUAUCCAGAAUGGAAUUACUUUCCCAAUUAAUGCAGAGUGCUCUAAAGUGGUUCGUGUACCAGGUUUCACACUUAAUUCGCCAAUUAACAAAGAGUUUAUAAAAGAAGUGUCUAAACCAUGCGAGAUCUCUCAACAUCCAAAAAAUGCUAGUGCGAAGCUAACAAUUGCAAAACAAAUGUACAUAACAUUGAAUAAACCAACUACGAGAUACUGUACAAAUUUUUCGAAAAAUGAAACCCAGUACGAAGCACCACCUGAAAAAUUACCUUUUCUAUCGAAAAAAUAUGACACUUUUAUACAAUAUCCAAGCCGAGACUACACAGAGACUAUUACAGAAGAGCGUACCGCAGAAUUUAAUCGUACGAAUGCAAAACAUGGAAUACUUAAUUCUUCAUUUUCGGAACCUACUUUUAUAAAUCCGGAAAAAUACAACGGUCAGUAUAAACCAAGAAUUAAUCUUUGGACAAGUCCAAAACAAGAUAUUUUUACUGAGCAUUCUUAUGUAGAAUAUAUACAACAUGAAGCUGAUACUGAAGAAAGAUUCAAUUUAGCAUUUAAUACUUCUCUGUUAAAAUCGGAUAUUGCAUUGCAAAAACGUGAAAAGCAAUAUGAAACAAUAAUGCCAAAAGUGCAGAAACAAGAAUCAAAGGUUGAUAACUCAAAAACUCAUAACUUGAUCCUUAAUAGUUUCAAGUUAAAGAACUCCUCAAAGUUAGUAAAUAACAACACUAAAACCCAACUAAAGUCAGUGAUAACACCAGAAUUGAAUCCCACCACAAAGUCCAAGGAAAAUAAAAUUCCGUGUAAAUCAUUCAGAGAUACGUUCACAGAUGCUUCAGCAAUGCGAAAUAACUGCAAAAGUGACAUAUCUACAGAACGAAAAAUAAGCAAAAUAGAAAGCAAUACAAAAAGACCUAUGUAUUCACCAUUAAAAUCUAGUAUAAGUCUGCAAGACUCUAAAUCAUUUUCAGAAUCUCGUUCAAGUUUUUCAAUUCCAAAAUCAAAGCUUAGUAUUACUGAGAAAAAUUCAUAUCCUAAACUUACCAAGAAGUUUAAUAUACUUCAGCGACCACUUGACUCGACUAUUCGGGCGACUCCAGAAAUUAAGGCUUAUAAUUUAGAAAAAUAUAUGACAGUACCAAAAAACUUUGCAUUGGAUGGUAAUAUAAAGUCGCUCGCCUUUAAUAAUAAUAUAAAAAAAAAAUAUAAAUCCAGCACUGAAACUCGUUCUACAACUUCUAAGCUAGUAGAUGGUCUUACCAAAAAUCAAGAACCUAAUAAAGAAAAAGAUUCAAUAAAAUACGUCGACUUUCUAGAAAAUGCACUUGAAUACAAUGUGGAUUUCAAAAAUAAUAGAAUUAUUCGGAUUGAAAAUACAAAUGAAUCUUUAAAAAAUAACUCGUCUAAAAGAGGUGAACAUCAAGACCAGACAACAGUAAAAGAUGAAUCUACAGCAGACUCAAUAAAUCUUUGUGAACAUUUUGAAAAUAGUUCAUCUAAAAAAGAGGACUAUCAACAAAUAACACCGAGCUCUGAUUUUCUAUCACGCUCAACUAAAGCUUGUGGUUUUCAGAAAAAAGAAAAUAUUACUCGUAAUACAUAUGAAAAAGGAUUUAGAAAUUAUCCUACCAAUUUCUCAAGUAUACAAAAUCAUGGCUAUUCCAACAUAUAUGCAGUUAAUGUAUCACAGUCCGAACUUAAUACUAUGAAAAUCGAGAAAAAGUAUCCAAAUAACAACAACUUCCGUAUACAACAACCCCGCAAGGAACACAAUUCCAAAGUAUAUCAACACAAGACACAAACCAAUUCUAAUGCUAAAGGUACAACGAUACAAACAACAUCAUUAUUGAAUAAUGCUAAUAAUAAUAGCAAACCUCAAAUUUUAUACAACAAUUGUGACACCUCAGUGCAAAAUCACAACAGACCUAUGUCACUAGAAAACAACAAUUUCAUAUAUAAUCCAUACCGGAAUAAUCACAACAACAACAAAUUUAUUGGUGGAUAUCCUGAUCAAUUUCGCCGUAAUAAUUCGUCAAAACCAUUAGCAAUGCAAACUACAUAUACUGAGAGUAGUCAAUCAUCUCAUUAUAAUAAAAAUAUGGAACGUAACAUGAAUAGACCACAAGCAUGUGGUUGUCCUUUCCAAAAUAAUAACUUUGGUUCCUUUAAUUUACCAAAUUUAAUUUACCUGAAUAAUUCAUAUCCAAUAUAUCAACAAAUGUCGUACAACGCGAAUAUAACACAAUAUCCUUGUAUGUAUAAUAUAUCUCCUCAUAUGGUGAACAGAAACUUAACACCAGUUUUUGCUCCGAUCAAUAGUUAUCAAAUAAGUCCACAGAUGUCUCACCUUACAAAUACACCAUUAUCUGCAAAUACAAAUACGUUUUAUCAGCAAAUAGCAUUAAAUAACGUAUAUAGACCAUGUACACAAAUUGCAUAUCCCAAUAUUGUCGGCACCACUCCACUAUUAUUUCAUCAACAUAAUGCUUUAAAUACACGGCAAUUACGAUCAGUUAAUUAUUGCUAUACAAAUCAACGACGUCCUAUACUUGGUCGUGGUGUUAGACAAGUGUCAAAACCAAGCGAAUCUAAAUCAAGUGCUCCUUCAAAUCCAAAAGUGAACAAGAUGUAGCUAAACCUGGACAUGGCGAUUGCUAAUUUUAAAUUGUGAUUAAUAUUUAAUUUAAUUUUAUUUAUAGUUAAUAUACUGUUGCGUCAACCUGGUUGUAAUUAGUAUGGUUCUAGAUGUCUAACAUAGCACGGUGGCAGGCUAGGAAUCUAGAACCACACUAAUGACAACAAGAUUUAGACAAAAAUACUUUUAUAUCAGUGCUUUGUAAUGUUCGAGCAACUCAAAAACUUUUGAAUUUUAACAUUUGGAUCAUACACUAUAUAUAAUGAGAGAUUAAUUAUAUUGAUAAUAUUUUAAAUAUAUAUUGUACAAAUAUGUUUACUGGUACACCAUAUAGUGUCCUUUUUUAUAUGCCUUAUAUUUUCGAACACAAUAUGAUGUUCGAAUAUCUACGACAGCUCCUGGAAAAUAAUCCAGCAAAGGCACUUUCAAACAUCAAAAUACUCCAAGUUUCGAUUAGCUCGGACCACAAUAUUUAAAGCGCUAAUAUAUGGUAUAUAGUACAUAUUUUACUAACUCCACUUUUCUACAUAUUAUUAAAUCAAAAAUUUAUCUUUUAUACCAUAUAUAUAUAUAUAAAUAAUAGUCUUUGUUAUACACAAAUAUCAUUUAUUACACAGAAAA